UCUCUCUCUCUCUCUCUCCCCUCUUCCGCACCUAUCAACCCUAACUCUCUCUCUGCCUCUGAGAUUUUUAGGGUUUUUGCCUCCGUGCUGUCGGUACACCGGCUCGAUCUGGUCUCUGCUUGGGGGCUUUGAGCCAUUUUCUCCUCCCUCCUCCCUUUUCUUCUCUCUCUUUUAUUCUUCUUUGUUUGAUGCUUCUGCUGGGGGCUGGCGAGGACUGAGAUUCAGUGAGCGGCUCGGCAAUGGCGACUUCCUACCCCGCCCCUGUCACUGCGAUGCAGGUUGGUUCCUACUUCGUUGGCCAGUACUAUCAGAUUCUGAAAGAGCGGCCGGAGCUGGCGCAUCAGUUCUACACGGAGACGAGCUCCAUGGUUCGGGUCGAUGGCGAUAGCAGCGAGUCCGGUUCGACCAUGCUGCAAAUCCAUUCUCUUCUCACGUCGCUGAACCUAGCUACAAUCGAGGUCAAGACAAUAAACUCUCUCGAAUCUUGGAAUGGAGGUAUCGUGGUGAUGGUCUCUGGUCUGGUUAAAACUAAGGACUCUAUCGUCCGGAGAAAGUUCGUGCAAACCUUCUUUCUUGCACCUCAAGAUAAGGGUUUCUUCGUCCUCAAUGAUAUCUUCCAAUUCUUCGAAGAUGCAACAGUACCUCAACACUCUGCACCCAUGGUAUCAGAAAGCAGAAUUGACGUGCAGUUAAAUGCAUCAAGCCCUGUCAUGGAUCCACCAGUUCACAACUAUGUUUUGGAGGAAGAGCCAAGGGAAUACGUGAACUCAGGAAAUAUAGAAGAUAAUCUGGACGACGAAUUCAAUCUGCAAGAACAACAGCACUAUGAUGAAGUUGAAGCUGAAACUGCGUUGGAAAAUGCCUAUGCAGAGGACAAUUCUACUUCUUUUCAUACUUUGGAUGCUGUUCCUCUUGCUCCAGAUGCUGGUCUGGAUGAACCUGCAGAAGAACCUCAAAGGAAAACCUACGCUUCUAUUUUACGAGCUUCAAGGGCACAGUCUGCAUCAGCAGGCACUGCACAGCCAUCUUGUGGCAGAACUCCUCCCAACAUGUCGGAUUGGGAAUAUAAUCCACAGCCCACAGCUCAGCCACCAAAACAGGUGUCUUAUGUUGAGCCUGUAUCAGUUGUUGAGGCAGCAGAUGAUGGUUUUGGUGAAGAUGAAGGUCUUUCGAAAUCUGUCUAUGUGAGGAAUUUGCCCCCAACUGUUAUGAAUGCAGACAUUGAGGAGGUUUUCAGGAACUUUGGCGCCAUCCGGCCAGAUGGUGUUGCUAUCAAGAUACGGAAGGAAAUUGGUGUUUGUUAUGCUUUUGUUGAGUUCGAAGACCUUUUUGGUGUCCAGAAUGCAUUAAAGGCUUCUCCUGUUAUGGUGGCCGGAAAGCCAGUCUACGUUGAAGAGAGAAGAGCAAACACCACGGGUGGUGCUCGAGGAGGAAGACGAGGAAGAGGCAGGGGCGGAUACCAAGCAGAGGGCCUAAGGGGACGCCUGGGUGGUCUGAGUUUGGGCAGGGGAAGCAACCUGGAUAAUGACUACAGCCGUCCAAGAGGCAAUGGUUCUUACUUCCGUGGUUCACAAUGAGUACUCGUUCGAUCUUUUUGAACCGUUAUAGCUGUGGCCAAAGGCUCGUUAGGUUGCUAUGGUGAUUCCAUGUAUGAUGGUUUCCUGAAGUCGUGGUCUGUGCUUCUUGAGGUGUGUUUCUUCCCUUUUGGCAUGAUUAGAUUGUUAAGACCUUUUUCCUUCUGGCCCUUGCGGGGGGAGCUUAGAUGAGCCUUUCCCCUUGAAUGGUUUUUGUGAUGCAAUUCAAGUGGGAGUUUUGGGCCCUAUUGAGCCUUUACACUGUGAGGGGUGUAACAAGAUCCUGGAGUUAUGGUCAACAUGAAGCCCUUAUAGGGUUUUUCUUGUUU
Molecule: messenger RNA, 1903 nt
Organism: Rhodamnia argentea
Lineage: Eukaryota; Viridiplantae; Streptophyta; Magnoliopsida; Myrtales; Myrtaceae
Product: nuclear transport factor 2
Exons: 9
Coding region: 240-1577 (445 amino acids)
Cellular component (GO): cytosol; ribonucleoprotein complex
Molecular function (GO): mRNA binding
Source: RefSeq, a predicted model, not a curated record